Messenger RNA from Xyrichtys novacula (pearly razorfish), 6418 nucleotides. Lineage: Eukaryota; Metazoa; Chordata; Actinopteri; Labriformes; Labridae. The record is from the annotation of a GenBank genome assembly.
AUGGAGAACAUCUUCAUGUACUGCCUCUGUACCUGGUUUUUCAGCUGCACAGUGAGGAACAGGAAAGACCUCCAGAAGGUCACUAGGAUUGCUGAGAAGGUCGUUGGGUGCUCUCUGCUCACACUGGAGGACCUUCACAGCUCUUACUGCCUCAGGAGAGCCACUAACAUCAUUAAGGACACAUCCCACCCGGGCCACCCCCUGUUUGAGUUACUGCCGUCAGGCAGACAGUACAGGGCUAUCAGGACCAGGACAAAAAGACUGCAAAACAGCUUUUUCCCAAACUCUGUCCGUUCCAUCAAUGCCUCUAUGAAAGCCAGAUGAUGUGUUGCCCAUCUCAUCCCAUAACAUGAUAAACAGUGGCAAGGAAAAACUUCCCAAAUCUACCCCAGCCCAACCCCUCAUUCCCACCCCAAGAUUUAAUUGCAACAGAAACAUGUAUUAAAAUGCAUAAACUUAAAAGGGCUUGAUUUCGUGGAAAGAGGAAACGUCAUUUUAAAACUCAAGAUAAGGAAACACUCGAGGUUUAGAAACAAAGAAUGAAAUUUAAGAAAUAAUAAAUAAAAGAAAUAAAAAUAACGGUAAAAGAUACUAAAAUAAGAGCACCAAAAUAGCUUAAUAAAAGGACAAUCCUGUGACUAAAACGAGAAUAGAUAAAUGCUAAAACACUUAAGGUUAAUGAUAUAAAAUUUAGUUAAAAGCAAGACUAAAAAGGUAAGUUUUCAGUUGGCUUUAUCACUUGGAAUGUGGUGAAAAUCAACCGCAGGCCACUCUUGUAGCUGAAUGUGUGACAUUUUGAGAUUAAAAACCAUAUGUGGCACCCUGAACAUCAUUCAUCACUCAUUCAUUGGUAUUAUUUAUAUCACAGGUGUCAAACUCUAGGCCUGGGGGCCAAAUCUGACCCGUGGAACAAUUAUAUCUGGCUCACAGGCUCAUAUCAUAUUUGUUUAUUAUUGGCCCACCAGUAUGAAGUCUGCAGAUUUCCUUCAGUAUAAUAAUGUAAACCUUCGCACCAUUAUUUAAAAUGUCCUUAAUGAGCAACGAAAAUCUGGGAAAUUCAAGAGUAAGAAAGAUUUGAUAGAUAGUCAAGAAUGUGGGGAAAAACAUUUGGUGUUUUAUUUCAUGUUUUUAAUUUUGCAUUUCAAAAUUUUUACUGUUGUAGGUGUGCGAAUGAUCAAAAAUCAAUAUAUUGGCAGAAAUAGAGGGCCCAAAAUUCAAAUUUUGCUUAAGGCCCCAUUGAGGCUUGACUCCUAAAUAGAGAAAUAGAGGCGAGCACAUGCCUGUCAAAUACAAAUAUGUGGUUUUUCAUAAAUAAAAUGGACCCCUGUGAUUAUUUGACAACUCUGUUCAGCCAGGGAUAAGGUUGUUUGAGGUGCUCAAACACUGAGUGGUACAGUAAAUCACAUUAAACGUGGUCCACGGCAGAUUAUACACUCCCUCCUUCACAUCACUCGCAGCUGUGGAUGAAAAGCUCUAGAAACGUCUAGUUACGCUCCACCUACGUCAGCGCCGCCAUUCUCAUCCCGACAUACGCAAGAGGAGCCGGAGUAAUCCAGAGUCCGCGAGAGGCGUUUGCAUUGCACUGCCUGUUUGUUGCUUGCAUUCCCCCCUUUUUUUCCUGCGACCAUCAUUAUUUUCCUCUCAAGACUUCUUUAACUGCGAAAAAAAGGUCGCUUUGCGUGGAGAGAUGUAAGUUGUGGAAAGUUUAUUUAAGGGCACAACGGAGGGGAAUGUGAUAGUAACCUGUUUUAGCUAGCUAACGUUAGCCGUGUGAUAACAUGCUUUUUCAAAGGCGGGAGGUUGGCCUCGCCUCAGUAGACUACAAGCUAACGAUAGAAAACCUAGUAGUCUGAGACAUAUAUUUCAAAAUAGAUGAAAAGAGUGUAUUAUUGCGAGGAUUUAGUUCGUCCUGGUUGUACAUGUGAACGCCGCUACUUUAGCCCACAGGGUGAAUCAGGCGCACCGCAUGGCUCCAUGAACGUAGUAGAGAGCGUCAGGGAUGUUAGCCUGACCAGCUACCAGAGUGUUCAUUGAACCACUUCAUUAGGAGGGAUUUCAUCAGAUUGGUUUGACUCAUGUAGUGUACUUCUGGAGUCAUAAAAUAGUCGAAACCGUCUUCUCUUAAAUUUAAGUCAAAUGUAUGAUGAUGAUGGUGUUGGUGUUGGCUUGAUCACAAAGUUGUUUGGUCAUUUGUACAUAACGGGAGCCUCCUCACACUGCCGGGGUUGGUCUCUGAUCAUUCUUAAGAGGAUUUGGAUUGCGAGGCCUGAGUUAAAUAGGAGAAGAAUAUAGUGCCAGCACACUGUACAACCAUGCGUGGAAAUCUUGUGCAUAAUCGGAGUGAUUUAUUGAGAUUUUUGUUACAGCACUUAUUGCGUCUUCAGUGAUAAUCCCUCAUAUGACCAUGUUAUUAAAAGAGUGAGAAACUUAACAAAAGUUAAAUAUGUGGUACAGUUACAGUUCGUAAUAUCAUGGCUAGUUAGUUUAUGUAAGUCUUUAUUGGAAAUCCAUAGGGCUGGGCGAUAUAUCAAUUAGGGCCCGACCGAUAUGGAUUUUUUGGGGCCGAUACCGAUUAUUAAGGUCCUAACACACUGUGCCAAAUCGAAUAUAGAACAUGAAAUUACGAAAUAUCGGGAGGAGAAUUUUGACACGCCUUACUAUACACAAAAAGCUAGAUGCGAUUUUGCGACUUUCCGGGGGCGAAAGUCCUGCCUCUGUCGCCUCUGAUUGGCUAGAAAAACUAGAAACGCCAUCACACGCUCAAGCCAAAUGGUUAGCACUUAUAGCCAAUCAGAGGCGAUAAGAUAAGCACAUGAAACUAGGCAAUAUGAAGCCUAAAUAUAUCGGGAUAUGACUUUUGGUCCAUAUCGCCCAGCCCUCAUUCGUUUAUAUAACUCUUUAUUGGAAAUCCAAUAUCCAGCAUCAGUAACAAAUCAUAGCGUUUGCCAUGGGUUAAAUUAUAACAGCCAAUUCUUCCAUGUUCUUGAUCUCUUAUAGCUACACCUGCAAAAGCAGACUGAUUUCUGCAUAUACACUGCAAGUGGGUAACACUGGAUGAGUUGAGCGUUACUAAUAAUUUAAUGGUGAACUUGGGAUACAAGUUUCAACAGGGUUUCUAAAAAUUGAGAUUUUGGGUUAUUUGAACUGCAUGAUAUGAAACAGACAUGAGGUUUGAUAUAACUAACAUAAUUAAAUGCUACAUGAAUAUUAAUCAGUGUUUAGAAUUAUAACUAUAAUGAUAAAAAUGAUAGUAAGACACUUAAAAAAUAAAGAACCUUGAACACAAUACAGAAAUAACAUAAGAGCCUUUUGAUACAGAGGCACUUAAAGGAUACUGAUGUAGCUAGUCUGAGAUCCUCAGGCGGUUUGGUUGGUCCACAGCUGAGGAGCGCAAACAGCAAAUGCUCUGUCCCCUUUCCAGUGUGAGGUGGGAGCAUUAAGGGCGUUCCUGCAUGCAGAUGUGAGGCUGGGCACAGAUUUGUAAAGGGGCAGUAGUAUGGUUAUGUAUUUAAAAGGUAAUGAGUAAAAACCAUAAUAUCAGGUCUAAAAGGUCUUAAAAUUAGCAAUAUGCUCUCUCUUCUUAUAUCGUGGUUAAAACUAGCUUGUGCUUCAUCUGACUAUCUAAGAGUAGUGUAAAAGCAUGGCCCUGAUACCCACAACCUCAUUCAGAAGGUAAAAUGUAAACACAACAUGUAAGAAAGCAUUGCUUGUUAACUUAUAAUAUAUUUCUGAGUCAUUGUGAUAGAUUCAGACCUUGGUGAUGUUUAUUAUGAAUGCUCAUAUUGCAGUAAUGAUGAAGCAGGACUUUGUUAGGAUGCACAUAUGUUGCACUAUAAAGGCUUCUGGAUACAAGAGCUCUCUGUGUAACUGGAUGCAGUGAGGCAACAUGAUCCAAAGGCUGUUUGGUGGCAGGCUGUUUUGCCUAACUACUAACCCAUCUGUCGUCUGCACUUCUGACCUGUUUCAUAUAUUUUUAAUGCAAGUUAUGUCUCUGAUAAGCUGUACUGGGGAAUGUUGGAAAUCUUGAUUGUCGUUCUGAUCGACUUCCUACAAUGUGGUUUUUCAGACUGGGUGAAAAAAAAACAGCUUCCCUUUUGUUACUAGUCGUUUAUAUUUUGUUUUCCAUUUUUUAACAGGCAUCCGGCUACUGCCAAGUGGUACGACAGGAGGGACUCUGUUUUUAUCGAGUUCUGUGUAGCAGACAGCAAAGAUGUUAAAAUCAAUUUUGAUAAAACAAAGUGCGGUUUCAGGUAUGUGUCUCUCAUUCUAGUUCUCUGUUCAGUAUUAAAAUGACUGUGUCUUUUGCUUGCACAGUUUACUUUCAGUUUGUCACUUUAUCUGACAGUUUUAACCACGAGUUAUUGUUUCUGCAGCUGUCUUGGUGGAACUGACAACGUCAAACAUGAGAAUGAAAUAGACCUUUUUGAAGCCAUUGAUGAGAAUGUAAGUUUAGUUUAGCUGUGAGUAAUAUUGCUCUAAAACAUUUAGUCUGUGCAGUCUCAAAAAAUCAACCUCAUUUCUGUCUGUUUUUCCUUUUUUUACAGGAGUCCAAACAUAAACGCACAGAUCGCUCAGUGUUGUGCUAUUUACGAAAAGCACAGCCAGGGAAGGCAUGGCCAAGACUAACAAAAGAGAAAGCGAAGGUCGGUCACAAACAAAACCAAAACUGUGAGAAGUCUGAAAAGUGAAUGGAUCGCCAUAGAUAUGUCUAAAUGUGUAAAAAAUAUCAAAUGCCGUAAUGAGGAAUUUCUCUGUGUCUACAGCUGAGUUGGCUCAGCGUCGAUUUCAACAACUGGAAAGACUGGGAGGAUGACUCGGAUGAGGAGAUGGGCAACUUCGAUCAAUUCUCAGAUGUAAGCACUGUGCAUUGAUGAGUGGGAGUGAUUUAAUUCAUAACUGCCUCUGAAGACCUCAGCACUUGACAUCAUUGAUUUUUUUUAAAGACACAAACAGGCCCAUCUAGUGAAUCUACAUAUUAUUCUUGGUGUAAAAGAAAAUCAAGGAAAUUAUAAACAGUUUGUCCCUCCAGAACGUUAUUUUUUUCUGUUAAUAAAAUAGUUUUUCUAAUCAGGUGGUUUAAACCGUCUCACCUCCACAGAACAGUGUUUCACGGUCAUUCAUAUUAUUUGCUGUAUUACUGUUUGCCUCUUUAAAUAGAAGUAAUUGGCUGCCAGCUUCUUGAUCACACCUCGUCUCACCUCACUUGUGUAACUGUGUCAUCGCCGUGUGCCAGCUUGACAAAUCUGAUUGACCUAUGGACCAAACUUGUAGGUGUAAUGAAUGGGAUUUGUCAGUUCCUGUCUGCAAACACACCUUCCUGAGUUGGCUCCUCCCUCUUGGCACAGGGAGAAGAGGAAGAGUAGCUGUAAUCUAGCAUGCUAGAGCAGGAAUGAGGAAAGGGAGCUGUGUACAGGGAUGUUGAUUUAAAAUAAAGGUGGUUUUUUUUGACCAUCUUGAGUUCAGCGGCUGGUUGGAGCUGAUAAUGCAAUGCGAAAAGGACUGACACCCAAAAUCAUAUACACUUUUUUUUAAUGGGCCUUAAUUGAGGACUAAGGAUUUACUUUUUGAUCAAAUGAAACCUUUUCUUGAGACAAACCUGACUCACAUCUGAGUCUUAUUCAUGUCAUAGCAUUGGUUUUGUUAUUGGCUUCAUCAUAAAUGAAAUGGUGGAUUUUCUGUUCAACUUUGCAGAUGAUGAACAACAUGGGAGGUGAGGACGACCUACCUGAUCUAGAUGGUGCAGAUGACGUAAGAACUCAUUUUCUUUUACCUAUUUUUGAUGCAUCAGGAUGGAGUUUACACCACCAACACAAUAUAUUGUAGCAGUUUUACCACUUAUAACAUUGUAGAUUACUGUCUUUUAUAAUAAUGCUUUGUCAUACAAUAUUUUACACACUUUUAUUCCACCUUUAGCAUAUAUAAAAGCAGUAUACAGGCAUAUAUAAGUCUACACUUAACCUUCCUUUUUUAAAGAUGAUCUAAGUUUGGUGGAAACAUGAUUUCUGCAACAAUAUUUCGGUUAGUUUGGAUGCGUCACUUCACCAGUUUAGGUGAACCUUAUGUCCACAUGGUGCAACUGGCAUCCUAACUUGAGACUUAACUUCUACAGAGUUUGUGCAACAGGCCUCUACUGUCUAUUAGUGAUCAUUGAGAGGUGCACAUUGAGGAUUUAGCUGUGAACUUUCUUCUGUGAACUCUUGUUGAACCAUUCAGUCAGAGGAAGCAUUUCAAACCUCAUCGCUUCCUUUAUCUUUUACAGGAUGAUUCUGCAGAUAGCGAUGAUGAGAGUAAGUGUUUGAGCUUUCUACUCAGUACGACAGCUUAUUAAUUUUGUGUUUGAAAAAGAAAGUUGUUGUGAUUCAAUGUUUAAUUCGUCUUGUGUUGUUCCUCUCUUUCAGAAAUGCCAGAUCUGGAAUAG